AUGGAUUUCGAUGACAGCAGGUCAAGUACCAGCUUCGAGGAUAUCGGCGCCAAGCUUCUCACCCAUGGUGCUGACUAUGAUGAGUCCAAAUGGGGCGGGGUGGACAACGAUGUCAACAAGCUGAAGGCUCUAAUUGCUAAAUCGACGUCCAAGAAUGCUCGAGAGCUUGCCGAUGGCGAAGUGCAGGAUGUUUGCUACGUCUUGCAGUACAAGGGGCUUAGUGGAAAGAUCACCGAGGUGCACCGAAGUUCCGAGCCCAUCAAAAUCCAGCUUGAUGAUACCAAGGACGACAGCUUGGGUACCCGGAAGAACAAGCCCGUUCUCGAGAUUGUGACCAAAGUAUCAACCUCGAUCGUCAACAAGUCUGGCAAUGGCUACGGACGACAACCCCCUCCGUCCCCUUCGAAUCUGUACGACCAAUAUUUUCACAACGACAACUACGGUGAAUACGCCUACGGCAAUGCGAGAUCCAGGAAGAAGGAAGAGGACGGUUCCAAUAUGAAGAUUGCCAAUAUCGAACGGACUGCGAUGAUGAUCCACUCUCCCUAUCUCAUCAAUGCAUUGAAGGCCGUCGUCGGCUACUACCCCGCCGCCAGCUUCAUCGGCGACAGCGUCAGGAUCGAUGCCCCCUACCAGGUCCUGGUCCACCACCGUGCUGCUUUAGCUCGUUACAAGUAUGCCUUCGCCACGGCCAAGCACAUCGAUGUGCUACUGGGCUUCAUCGAGAAGACGCUGGGCAAAGAGCUCCGAGCCGAGGAGGAGAGACAUAACAGCAGUACGCCCAAGGCCACCUUCGAUAAGCUCUGGAUGAUUUACAAGCCUGGCGAGGUCGUCUACGUCAACUAUAACAACAAAUGGACACCGUUUGUCAUCUCCCGGUGCCUUGAUGAGAUGCCCAACCCUCGCGACGAGGCAGUCGUCUCGCCCUACACUAUCGACUGCUGGAACGUUGUCUACAAAGGCAGCAAGCUGCGUCGCAUGAUGCAUUCGUUCGUGGUGAAUGCCUUCUCCGGCGAGGAAGCCAUUCUGGGCUUAACUGUGAUUCCAGCGCGCUUCUUCAGGGGUGACGAUAAGGAUGAGGACCCGCUCUACAUCCAAAGAAAGCACAUCGAGCUCGGUAAGAUGGUAUGGGACCUGGCUAAGGGCCCUGUGCACAUGUCAUAUGACGGCAGCCUGGUUGAGACGGAGCCUAGCUCUGAGUGGAAUCCCCCAACCGGUGCUAGGGGAUACAUGUCAGGCCGUGUCAUCGUCGACUGCGAGGGCUUCGCUCGGUACUCUGGGAACUGUCCUGGCAGUUCUCCUGGCCGCCCCAAUGAAGUACCGCCGCCAUUUACUAAUAGAUUUACUCCUCCCAAGUGCCAGCUUCCCUACUUUGCUCCGUGCUGUGGCUGCAGUGUGUGCAGCAGCGCCGCCGGAAAACAUGAACGACCAAGCCCCUUUGCCGAUUUCGAGGAUCUCGAUCCCACGUUGGAUGAUGCACCUAGUUCUGAUCUCUACUACUUGGUUCUCACCAAAGUCGUCUCGGGAUUCAUCCUUGGUAAGAGACGCUGGGGCCACUUCAACGUCGAGGAUCUCGAGGAGGUGAAGUUCGACAAAGAAGCUUUCAAGUACCUCGUGCUUGACGACGAGAUCAAGCUGACAGUCAAGGCCCUCAUUGGAAAGUUCAGCAGUAACAAUGGUCAAGUCACCCCUUGGCCUAAUGACUUUGUCAAGAACAAGGGCCAAGGGCGUAUCUUCCUCCUGCACGGCUCUCCAGGUGUUGGAAAGACAUGCACAGUCGAGUGCGUAGCCGAGCUGGCCCGUAGACCUCUCUUAUCGUUGACGAGCGGCGAUUUGAGCACCAUGUCCUGCACCGUCGAGAAGAGCCUCGAGUACUUCCUCCAACUCGGCGAGCGAUUCGGCGCCAUCGUCCUGCUCGACGAGGCCGACGUUUACCUGGAGACGCGCCGAACCAAGGACAUCGCCCGCAAUGGCCUGGUGUCCAUUUUUCUUCGUGCUCUUGAAUACUACCGUGGCGUGCUAUUCCUCACGACGAAUCGAGUUCAGACCUUUGAUUCGGCCUUCACCAGUCGCAUCCACGUUGCACUACACUAUAAGAGCCUGACCCAUACGGACCGCGAGAAGAUUUGGCUUAACAGCUUCGAGCGACUUGAGCGUGACUCCAAUGGGCGUGUGCACAUCUCCGUCGCUACGCGCGAGUAUGCCUAUGAGAGCCAGGACGUGCAUUCGCUUCGCUGGAACGGGCGCGAGAUCCGAAAUGCGCUGCAGACCGCGGUUGCUUUGGCCGAGACGGAGGCUGAUGAGGAGGGGCAGGAGAAAGUCAUCGUUACCGAUAAGCAUCUGCGUUCGGUUGUCAAGAUGAGUCGGGGGUUAAGAAUUUAUUGCUUCGACGCCGGGACCGUGAUGACGAUACUAUUGGGAGCGAUAGGGAUGCUAUUUAUGAGGAGGACGACAACGACGACGGCACGGAUGUCAUUUAUGACUGAUGAUGGAUGGCUUAUGUGA
Molecule: messenger RNA, 2505 nt
Organism: Pseudomassariella vexata
Lineage: Eukaryota; Fungi; Ascomycota; Sordariomycetes; Amphisphaeriales; Pseudomassariaceae
Product: P-loop containing nucleoside triphosphate hydrolase protein
Exons: 3
Coding region: 1-2505 (834 amino acids)
Molecular function (GO): ATP hydrolysis activity; ATP binding
Source: RefSeq, a predicted model, not a curated record